AUGAGCGGCGAUUAUAACGGUACAAGUAGCAAUGGAGGUAGUGGACGAGAGGGUGGAGGUGCCGGAAAUGGGGGUGGUGGCAAUGUGGGUAGAGGGGACGAGGUGGGUAGCAGUAGUAGAGAAGGGGAUGAGGAGGGCCGUGUAGAAAGAGAGAACGGGGGUAGUUCAGGAGGGCGAUCUAAUACUAGGAAUGUUACAGUAGCGAUUCAGUACUCGUGGCUUAAUGAUAUGAGGAAUCUGGGGGGUGGUGGUGGUGGUGUUGGUGUACGGGGAGCAGGUUUGGGAGGUGGUGAAGACGGGGAUCCUCAGGAUAGGCCGGCAGGUGGUGGACCUGGAGAGAAUGGAGAUACUUUUGUCAUGAGCUUUACAGAUGUUCCAGAUUCGACAUCGUAUGCGAGGUUCCAAGAGGUGAUUGGCAUAGCUGCACAGUUUGCUGUGAGUCGAGUUACGAGGAGGUUUAGUUUGUUUCGAGGUUUGUCAAAGGAAUCAUUUGAGAAAUUACCGCUAAAAAGUUUGAAUGAGAUUAAUGGUGAUAUAUGUAGCAUAUGUUAUGAGGACUUCGAGGAUGAUGCAUCUGUAUGGUCAAAAAGGAAUAGAUCUCUAGAUGGAGAGACGUCCGUUGUUAAGCGUCAGCGGGUUGAAGGUAACUCUACACCAUUGCAGAAUCCUAGUAGAUCUACGCCUUCUGUACAGUCCCCGGAAGCCGCCGAUGCGGGAACGAAUGAGGUCAGUGAGGUUAGUGCUUCUGGGCCUUUUGCACCUGGGGCUGAUGCACCUGAUACUCCUGCACCUGAAACUUCUAACCAAAUGGACUAUAAGCAUUGUCCAACAGAACUACCAUGUGGCCAUAUCUUUGGGAGAGAUUGUAUUUUCAAGUGGACUAAGGAGCAUAACAGUUGUCCGAUCUGCAGGUCUCGCAUUGUUGAGGAUGAGGGUUUGAAUCAUGCCAUAAACGAUUCGCCAGUUGUAAUGGACGAAUUUGAUAGACAAUCCUUCGAAAGAAUAAGGCAAUUAAUAUAUGGAGAAAAUGCUACCAAUGCUGGAAAUGGAAAUGGUAGCGGUGGUAUUACAUUGCAACGGCAUAACGUUAUUGUAAUUCGUCCUGAUUCAGCUGUGUUCAAUGCGAAUAUUCAACGUGAUGAUGCUGUACCCAAUGUCCCUACCACUGAAAGCACUUCCGACGGGGAGGUUGUGGCUCCCUCAGAACACUCACACUCACCUAGGGCCAACGCUGGAGACAGCAACAAUACUACAGCCCAGCAUACACGGCUUUCUGAUGGAAUGGAAGCACUAGGUGUUAUUCCACUGGCUUUGUUCAGUCUAGGUCCUACGGCGAAUAAUAGGAACACGAACGAAGCACCAACCUCCAGUGUUAAUAAUAAUACGACAGAUGCUACUAAUGCAGCCUCCGAUACGAAUUCCAACGGUGGUGGCGCCGAUGGCGCCGGAUCUCUUCAAAUGAAUAGCAAUGACAUUAAUAGACUAUUUGAUUUAAUUGCUAAUCUAACCGGCAGGAUACAGUCACGUAGAACAAGUUCUUCAGAAGACACCACUAUUUCCCUUCCACAAGAACUUGGAAGUUUGAGUGGAUCCAGACCUGAAGCAAGGCCUGGAGCAAGGCCUGAAAUGAGUACCGAAACCCCUCCACCGUCUAACAGCAAUACCAGCAGAUUUGGACUCUUUGAUUUCUUGGGCAGAGGCAGGCGGAUUAGAAACUAUACUCAAAAUAACGGACAACGUUUUCUAGAUACAAUGAAUGAAGGUCGUCGUGGAUCUGCCCUUGGUGGUAGGAACCUAUUUAGUAGCGGUGUUGCCAGCUUUCGUGAUAGAACUGGUGUUAGAACUGUGGAUUUCAACGGAGAGCUACCGCAACCGACAUCGCCGGCAUCCAUUUUAUCUGAUCCGAAUACCAAUACUAAUAAUGAACCUUCUACCGCCAGUAACCAACAACGUUCUGAGGAGACUUCUCCUUGA
This is a messenger RNA of Eremothecium cymbalariae DBVPG#7215, 1974 nucleotides long. It is a transcript of the gene SAN1, whose product is annotated as ubiquitin-protein ligase SAN1. The coding region runs from base 1 to 1974 and encodes 657 amino acids. The record is from RefSeq and is a predicted model, not a curated record. The transcript has 2 exons. Lineage: Eukaryota; Fungi; Ascomycota; Saccharomycetes; Saccharomycetales; Saccharomycetaceae.